GUUCGACGGGAUGCGCGGCACCGCCACCGACGUGGCGACUGUGGCUACAGACAAGACGCUCCAGGAGCGCGAUGGACUGAUUCGAAAUGGUUCGAUGCCGAUCUCGAAUGGAGUGCCUCCGUCUGCGCCCAAGUACGAACAGGUGAUGACGCCGAGUGAGGGCAUUGUCCCUGCAAGCUCAGAUCAUCCUGGCGACGCACCGACAAGCGCCCCGCACGUCUCGGCCGACGAACAACAAGAACGCGAAGAAACGGCUGAAGACUUGAUGCACGGGAUCAACUCGUUCUGGGCUGUGGUAUGGCCCGUGUGUGUGACCAUGGUGAUCGCGAGCGUUGCCGUCGUGAAUUGCCGGAGUCGCGCCCUUGAGCGUUCCAUGGGGUCCUACCUCGUGUACAACGAAGUCCAGGGCGCAGAUGCUGGGCAAGUUGUCGGGCAUUCGCUCGUGAACGCGCUCGUCGUGAUUGGGUUCGUGACCGGUCUCACGUUCUUCAUGGCGCUUCUGUACAAGUUCAACUGCAUGCGGAUCUUAGUGGGGUACAUUAUGUUUUCGUCGUCGGCGAUUCUCGGGUUUGUCGGCGGCCAGCUCGUCGACACCGUCAACGACACGUACCUCCACUGGCCCAUCGACUGGGUAUCGUUCUUGUUUAUCAUGGUGAAUUUCUCGUUCGUGGGAGUCGUGGCGAUCUUUUACCAAAAGGUAUGUGUGGCUUGGAUGGCUUUUUCAACGUGGGUCGCCGUGCGGCGGUCCCCGUCUGGUGUGUGCUUCUCUCGAGCCGUUGUGGCGGCGCCAUGCCGAUGAACGCGCGCUUGACGCGCCAGUUUCCGUGGCGGCGCGCCUCGCGGCGGCGGCAUGGACAACCCUCGUCGGGUGGCGAGUGGUUUGGGUGGCUGGCGCGGUGCUUCCGUGCUAACGGGUGCGUGCAGGGCGUUGCCAAGUGGAUUCAAAACACGUACCUCGUCUUGGUGUCGGUGAUCCUGGCAUGGCAGUUCUCCAUGUGGCCCGAGUGGACGACGUGGAUCUUUUGCAUCAUGUUUGCGUGCUACGAUCUGUGCGCCGUCUUGACGCCAUGCGGGCCGCUCAAAGUUCUGAUCAACCUCAUCCAAGAAAAGCAGGCGCCGAUGCCUGGGCUCCUCUACGAAGCCGAGGUCCGCGACGGCGUGGGCAAUGCGGCGGCACACAAUUCAUCGGCCACUGCGCCCGCGCCGCGUCGCCCACCGACUUCAUCGUCCGGUCCGUCGUCGGCAGCUCGACCGCCGCGCGAACCGCGACAGAUCGAUCCACCGCCGACGGCUGUGCCGCCGUCGCUCGAUGGCGUCGACUUGACUGCGCCGUUUGACGUGCACGACUGCGCGACCGAAGACGAGUUCAAGGCGCUGCUGUUUGCGUUCUAUGCGCGGUAUUCCCCCGACGACACGUGGAAAGUGGACCAAGUCGCGGCGCGAUUCUUUGCCAACCAGCCGCGCAUGUGGCCGUCCUUGUUUCACAAGUACAUGGUGUGCAGCUGCGGCACCGACGGCGUGCCGUGCUCGGUCCAGAUUGCGAUCGAUCUCCGCAACCAACAGCAGCGGCGCGACCACGAUGACGAUGACGACAAAACCAUCAAGCUCGGGCUCGGCGACUUUAUCUUUUACAGCGUCCUCGUCGGCCGCGCGGCCAUUUUCGACUUUACCACGUGUGUGAUUUGCUUUGUCUGUAUUUUGAUGGGACUGGGAGGCACACUCUUCUUGCUGUCGGUGCUCCACAAGGCGCUGCCGGCCCUCCCCAUCUCGAUCUUCCUCGCCACGGCAUUCUACUUUUGGGCACGUUAUACCCUCACCGCCUUUUGCACGUUUGUCACGAGCGUGCCGUCGGCGUUGUAAAUGAAAAACAUGGUGUUGUCGAGAGAUGCGAGUGGCCAAACGAGUGGCGCGCGCCAUGGAGUGUCGGCGGGACGACGCUUCCUGCUGCGCAC
Aphanomyces invadans is the source of this 1952-nucleotide messenger RNA. RefSeq lists its product as hypothetical. The transcript has 6 exons. Gene Ontology annotation, cellular component: membrane; nucleus. The coding region runs from base 700 to 1860 and encodes 386 amino acids. Gene Ontology annotation, biological process: protein processing. The record is from RefSeq and is a predicted model, not a curated record. Lineage: Eukaryota; Oomycota; Saprolegniomycetes; Saprolegniales; Verrucalvaceae. Gene Ontology annotation, molecular function: aspartic endopeptidase activity, intramembrane cleaving.